This is a messenger RNA of Aricia agestis (brown argus), 1988 nucleotides long. RefSeq names its product motile sperm domain-containing protein 2-like. Lineage: Eukaryota; Metazoa; Arthropoda; Insecta; Lepidoptera; Lycaenidae. The record is from RefSeq and is a predicted model, not a curated record. The transcript has a single exon. The coding region runs from base 146 to 1513 and encodes 455 amino acids.
ACAGUUUCCACUUUCCAGACAUUUUUUAAACAAAACGAAAAAAUAAAACUUUUAUUAUUUUCGGUAAACUCGUUUAAUGUAGGUGUUACAGUGUUUAUAUUAUACAACAUCUGGAUAAUCAAUAUCCUGCUUUUUAUUGUGCAAUAUGACAACUGCGGAUCUGCUUAACUUAUUCGAAUCCAAGUUGAAGGAAAAACCUGAUCAUGAUUUUCACCCUUUGGACUUGGAACGUUUGAAAGAUGAAAGAUAUCUAACGAGAGUAAUGAAGCACUCGGAAAACGACCCAAAGCAAGCUACAGAGAUGCUAUGGGAUAUUUUCACUUGGCGCAAGACGCAGGGUGCAAACGAAAUAAAUGAAGGUAAUAUUAAAAUGGAAUAUGUUACGGAAGGAGCUUUUUUUCCUCACGGUCGUGACAUCGAUGGUUGUUUAUUGUUAAUAAUGAAGUCAAAAAAACACAUCAAAGGUCAGAAAAAUAUAGAUGAAAUUAAAAAGAUAAUAAUUUACUGGUUCGAUCGCAUUGAAAGGGAAGAGAACGGCAAAAAGGUCUCAUUAUUUUUUGAUUUGGAAGGUUGCGGCUUAAGCAACAUGGAUAUGGAAUUGGUCAACUUUAUUAUCUCACUGUUUAAAAGCUACUACCCAUUUUUCCUGAAUUAUAUUGUCAUUUAUCAAAUGCCAUGGGUUCUAUCUGCUCCAUUUAAAAUUAUUAAAUCAUUAUUGCCCGCUAAGGCUGUGGAAAAGAUGAAGUUUGUAAACAAAGACACUUUAAAAGAUAUAGUUCCACCCGAGCAAGCCCUCACCUGCUGGGGUGGUCAAGAUGACUAUGUAUUUCAGUUUGUACCUGAGAACAAAGCCCAAACUGAACACACACCUAAAAAAGUUACAUUUGCCGAGCAACCUAACACCCAACAUUCCCCAGGAGAAAUGUUGCAAAUAAAUCCAAGCAGCUUGAUCAUUUUUAAUGUCGUCAACGAUGAGAUCACAGGACAGUUUACGAUAAAAAAUAUGGACGAGGGACCAAUAUCUUUUAAAAUCAGGACAACAUCUCCCGAAAAAUUCCGUGUCAGACCCAGUUCAGGUGUUCUUACCGGUGGUUCAUCUCAGACCAUUGUUAUUGUUGUUCAACCUGAAUUUCAAAUGCGUAAUGUAUCUAAAGAUAUGUUUCUAGUUAUGUCAGUUCAGAUACCUAAAACUGACCUAUCGGCCAAUGAAUUACGGGAGGUGUGGCAAAAAUCUUCGGGAAGUAAAGUCGAUGAAUACAGAUUAAAAUGUCAAUUCCCUAUUAAAGAAAUACAGAAAAAUGGAAAGGUUAAUGAAGAUUUGAGCAUAGACAAGCCCGAUUCUAUUGUAAAUGCUCUGAACAACUUACAAAUAAAUUAUGAAAUGUUGCACCGUCAAGUGAACAGUUUGAAGAUACUUCAGCUUAUAAUAUUACUGCUGACGGCUAUAUCUGUGGUUUUAGGUUUCAUGCUUUUCCAGAACAAGGACCCGGAGGAAUAUUGUGAUCGCAUCUAGCCCUCGAAAGUGGUUCUAUUAACCACUUUAAAAGAACUUUUGUACAUAAUUUUAUUGAUAAUGUUGAUGGUCAACAUAAUAUUAUAUAUGAAAUACUGUAAUUUAUUGUAUCAUAUGGAAGAAUUAACAUAUUAACUGAUAUGGUACCAUAUUAAGGAAGCUAAAACUAGCUAUGUAGUCAUUUUAUUCUACGGAUGAAAAAUUUUAAGAUAAAAUCUUUUGCAGAAACAUAUUGUGUGUUUUUUAAGUAUGCUUUGUAGAAUUUUGAUGUGUGAUUAAUAUGUGAUUAAUGAUUAAAUAUGCCAUUGUUUAUCUUUUUACUAAAAUCUAUUAGUUUGAUUCUGAAUAAAUCAAAGAACCCUCAGACAUGUGAAGGAACUAAUAAGUACAUUCCAUAUAACUUGUGUUACUUCCAAUUACACGUUUCUGUUACACAAAAAUUAUUAUUAAGUGAUAAUUAUUAUGAUGAUAAUAU